AAGGAUACUGUAGGUUUUAGGGACCGCUAUCCCGCUUUAUAUGAGCCGGUGUGAUCCGGGGUGUUGGUGUAAAUCAGCCGGUGAUGAAAGUAGUUUCACAUUGUGAUGAUUAAAUAUUUUGAUUUCUGCUGAUUCAAGCCCCCCUUUGGCCGAGUGUUGAUCGGCUUGCCCGCCCCGCUGCCAUGUUGGAUUGAGGGAUCGUGUUUGCUGUGGGAGUUGGAGAUGAAAGUUUAUAUUGUGCAGUUUGGCGAUUAUUGACGCCUGCAAAGUGCGGUCCUUUCGUGGAAGUAGAGGAUUGGUUUCUGGGGGGCCUGCGCAGGGAGAAAACACGCCGGUGGUCUCUCCGUGUGUGUGUGUGAGAGUGUGUGUGUUAGGAAUGCGGGUUCCAGGAUGAGCCGAGUGCAGGCCAUGGUGACCAGAGAUUGCACGUAUUUUACAUAAAACACUCUUCUAGCGGACAGACGUCUCUACUAACUAGUUGGUCUCGACUCUCGGCAAUAUGAGUGGACAUCCGCCUCAGAGGAGGGUGGCGAAUGUCGGAUCUAUGCUUCUCACCCCUCAGGAGAACGAGUGUCUCUUCAGCUACCUUGGCAGAAAAUGCAUCACACUUUGUUCGGCAGUGGUCCAAGUGUAUGUAGCAGACAGGGGCCCAUCCUGGACCAAAAGAUGCUGUGGUGUAGCUUGCUUGGUGAAAGAUAACCCUCAGAGGUCUUAUUUCAUCCGUGUGUUUGAUAUCAAGGAUGGAAAACCUAAAUUUGAGCAGGAACUCUACAAUAAUUUUUCAAGCAGUAGUUCAAGACCAUACUUUAUUGCAUUUGCAGGAGAUACUUGUCAGGUCGGCCUGAAUUUUGCCAGUGAAGAGGAAGCAAAGCGUUUUCGUGCUACACUAAAUGAACUGCUCAGCAGACGACAGAAGAAAACUGAGAAAAGGCGUGAUCCUCCAAAUGGACCCACGUUGCCAAUGGCGACGGUGGACAUCAAGAACCCGGAGAUAAACAAUGUGCGCUUCCACAACAAUUCCCACAUGAACAACAUGGUGCACAGUAGCUUUAACAAGAAGGAGAAGAAGGUGAAGGGCAAGAGGAAGAAACUGACGAAGGCUGAUAUUGGGACCCCAAGCAACUUCCAGCACAUUGGCCAUGUGGGCUGGGAUCCGAACACAGGCUUCGAUCUGAAUAAUCUGGACCCAGAGCUGAAAAUUCUGUUUGACAUGUGCGGCAUCUCUGAAGCUCAGCUGAAAGACAAAGAGACAUCUAAAGUGAUUUAUGACUUCAUUGAGAAGAAGGGAGGUGUGGAGGCUGUUAAAAACGAACUGAGGAGGCAAGCACCUCCGCCUCCUCCAUCACGUGGUGGUCCUCCUCCCCCGCCCCCUCCACACUCCUCUGGACCUCCUCCUCCUCCUCCCCCUGCCCGAGGACGAGGGGCCCCACCACCCCCUCCGCCGUCUAGGGCCCCAACAUCUGCACCUCCACCCCCUCCUCCGUCCCGACAAGGCAUGGGAGCCCCUCCUCCUCCGCCUCCGAGCAGGGGGCACCCCCCUCCCCCUCCUCCUGCUCAUGCCAGCAUGCCACCCCAAGCACCCCAGUCUCAUCCUCCACCCCCGCCCCCUCCGCCAUCUGGAGGAAGCGCUCCGCCCCCUCCUCCUCCGCCCCCUCCUCCACCUGGACCUCCACCUCCGCCCGAAAUGGAAGGGAGCGUAGAUUCAGUGCCCUCUCCUGUGGGGGGUAAGUCAGCCCUGCUGGAGCAGAUCAGAGAGGGCACCCAGCUGAAGAAGGUGGAGCAGAACAACAGGCCAGUGUCUUCUACGGGGCGCGAUGCCCUCCUCGACCAGAUCCGACAGGGCAUUCAGCUCAAAACGGUAUCAGAUAGUUCUGACUCAGGCCCACCAACUCCUGCUCUCUCAUCAGGCAUCGUUGGAGCACUUAUGGAGGUCAUGCAGAAGAGGAGCAAAGCCAUCCAUUCCUCAGAUGAAGAUGAGGAUGAUGACGAAGAUGAAGACUUUGAGGACGACGAUGAAUGGGAUGAUUAGUCCUGGUCUCCUUAUGCUAACCCCACCCAGUAGAAUAACUGACACUAAAUUCUCACCUUUCCAAAUUGUACUCAAAUUCUGUACAUGUUCUUUCAAAUCGCUGUAUAUUUUUGUUGCCUUUUUUUUUAAAUAAUUUGUGCAAUACCUCAUAUAAUCUGUAAAGUAUUGUCAUGUAUCCUCUGUAAAGUAAUCUCCUGGGAUAACCACGUGAAGUUUAAUGCCAGGCUGGGUUUUCUUGACUAGUUGAUUUGAAUGUUUUUGUUCCCUCGUUAAUGAGGAAAGGGAGAUGGACAGGAUCCUCUAAGUUCUUGUUAAUUGUUGAUUAAUGAUUGAAAACGCUAUUUUCAUACCCUACUUUUCUGUACCUUCGAUUUUCUUAUUCAAAUCCUAGUUUAGCACUCUACGUUUUGGUAAGAGGUUCUUCUAUCAGAAUAUUUAAUCCCUCCACCCUCCCACCCACUUCUGUAUAGUUACUAUGUAAAUGUACACUAGGCAGAUAUACUGCGGUUGUUAUGUUUUGCACGGAUGUCAAAACAAAAGUCACUACAAGACAAAAGUCACAACAAGACUACAAAACACUACAUUUGCUGCAUUCUCACCAAUUAUACCCUGUGACUCUUCCUUACAGAGAGAAAGAAAAAGAAAAUCACUCGACACUGCAUGUCAAUAGACAGUCUUUUUUUUUUUUUUUUUUUUGCUUUUUGGUGUUAUUGAAAAAGAUAACGCUGUAGUUUCAAACCGGUUAAAGUUAUGAAUGCCGCUUGCUUCUGGAUAUGGUGAUCACGCCCUCUCAGUAACAGGUUUUUAUUCAAGUCAUAUCAUAAGAAAAAGCACUACACGAAGCAUUCAGUGAACCUAAACCAUUUACUAGAAGCUGUUAAAAAGCCAAUGCUUGACUGACACCUACAUGUAAGGUAAAAUACAAGGUAAAACACCUUUGUGUAGCAAUUAAUGCUGUUUUAACAGUGUUUGUUUCAAUUUCGCUGUCCUUCAAGGAUUGUGCUGCAUUAAAACUAUAGAACUGACUUCAAACCUUACAAAUGGGUUGGAAUGUGGAAUGAAAACACUAAAUUGUGUACUUAAAUAAAUGGUAAUAUUGGUUCAUUUUC
This is a messenger RNA of Astyanax mexicanus (Mexican tetra), 3138 nucleotides long. It is a transcript of the gene wasla, whose product is annotated as WASP like actin nucleation promoting factor a. The transcript is spliced from 11 exons. Gene Ontology annotation, biological process: actin filament organization. Gene Ontology annotation, molecular function: actin binding. NCBI's taxonomy places the organism in Eukaryota, Metazoa, Chordata, Actinopteri, Characiformes, Acestrorhamphidae. The coding region runs from base 500 to 2029 and encodes 509 amino acids. The record is from RefSeq and is a predicted model, not a curated record.